GCGAAUGGCGCGGCCAAAGCCAGGAUCCCGACGCGUGCUGAGCUUCAGGAGAUGGCUGCUUCCAAGCGCUUGGUGGACUUCGUUCGGGCCAAGAAGUGGCCCUCCAUCCUCUCUCCAGCUUGGGAGGGCCAGCGCUGGAGGAAGCUGCUGGAAGAGGUCGCCAAAGGCGCUUUGUCCGAGGCAGCCUUAGUGGACGAGGUGGUGCAGAAGCUGCGGAGGCAAGUUUCCGGGGAGAAGCUCACGAACUCGCGGCUUCAAAGAGCACAACGCCUGGCUGAUGAGAAAGAGCGCAUGCGACGUGAGGCGGAGCGUAUCAAGGCGGCGAAGUCGCAACACGCAGCCUUCCAAGCGACAUGGCAGGUACCAGGCUGUACAUGUGGCCAUCCGAUCCACACCGAGCGGUGCAAGCUGUUUCGUCCUCAUGCUGCCGAGACGGCCACGGCCGGUCCAAGUCGGCAUCCUGGUCAGCAGGAGCAGCAUGCAAAUGCAGAGCAGCCGCCGCCAUCUCUGCCGAGCCCCAUGUCGCAGUGGGCACAGAAGGAGGUCUCCCGGCUCGCCGCUGAGAUUGCUUUGCAGCCGGCCCUCGAGCAGAAAGUUCUCUGGAAGAAGGCGAUGCUGAGGUACCAUCCUGACAAGCGGCAGAUGCAGUCCGAGCUUGGUGCAGCCACGGCCACGGACAGGAUGUUCUUGAAUCCGAAGGAUUCGAGCUUCGAGCACACUGUGGGAGUAAUGGCAAGCCGCAACAUUCUACACUGCAGUAAAUAUGCAGACAUGCUUAACUUGGACUUGCACAUGAGCGCAAAACCCAUCCUCGUGUUUUACCACGUUCCUGGUGAUGGGGACGAGGCAGAGAUGCCGAAUGCUUUCCCAGUCUUAAAGGCUGAUGGACACAUCCUUCUGCAGGACAUCCGCAGCAAGUUCCCGCUUCCGGGGACGUAUCACUUCCGGUUUAAGAUGAGAUGGGGCCCAGACCCGGCGCAUGUUGCGUGGAUGGAUGUUACGAACGAGGCCGCACAGGUGCCGAUGUUCGACGGCCGGGUUGUGGCAAAGGUGACGCGUGUGUGCUGGGAGUCCAAGACGGACGUCGCAGCUUUGAAUGGUGUGGGCAAGCCGCAGGCAUCGCCCAAGCCACCGCCGGAUGUGCUUUCCUUCGACAGUCCGGUGGUGGCCCCAUCGGCAGCCCCAUCAGCGCCCUCGGCGCCGGUCGCAGGCUACGCUUCUGGUCCGACUCCCCAG
This is a messenger RNA of Symbiodinium necroappetens, 1236 nucleotides long. The record is from the annotation of a GenBank genome assembly. NCBI's taxonomy places the organism in Eukaryota, Dinophyceae, Suessiales, Symbiodiniaceae.